Molecule: messenger RNA, 1231 nt
Organism: Acanthocheilonema viteae
Lineage: Eukaryota; Metazoa; Nematoda; Chromadorea; Rhabditida; Onchocercidae
Source: the annotation of a GenBank genome assembly
GUUAAUCGAGAAACGAAGGAAGAUGUCAACAUUAGCGAUGACCACGACGCUCAUGUCAUUUUCUUCUACAACAUCAGCAGCAUUUAUAACUGCUUUUCGGAAUGAUAUAUUAUGGGCAUUAAUAUUGGGUAUCAUUUUGGCUUUUGUACUUGGUUUUGCGAUGGGCGCAAAUGAUGUUGCAAAUGCCUUUGGUACAUCGGUUGGUAGCAAAGUAUUAACCUUACGACAAGCUUAUAUACUUGCAGUUAUUUUUGAAACGCUUGGAGCAUUGCUUAUUGGUUACAAUGUUACGGAUACGGUACGUAAAGGUGUUAUCGAUUUAACCUUAUAUGAAGAUAAACCAAAAGAGAUUUUUGUUGGACAAAUUGCUAUUCUUGGAGGUUGCUCAUUAUGGUUAUUAGUUGCUACAAUUGCUCGUUUACCUGUAUCAUCAACGCAUAGUAUUACCGGAGCAACUGUAGGAUUCGGUUUAAUGACGAGAGGUAUUGUUGGAAUACAAUGGAGAAAAAUUGCUCAUAUUGAUUCAUCGAGCAGUAAUACAGCUAGAGAUGAUUCAUUUGAAGUGCAAACUAUAAGUGAUAGAGCUCAAUCAGAAGAAAAUGUCUUACAUCAACGUUUAUCUAUUAUCAAAGGUAGCAAAAAUGUAGAGAGUAUCGAGAAGAAAAAGGAAGGAGAAAAGCCGCGAUCACAGUUAGCCGAUAAUGAUGAUGAUCGGAUAACAGAUGAUAGAACAAUGAAAAUAUUUAGUUCAAUACAAGCUUUUACCGCAUGCUUUGCUGGAUUUGCGCAUGGCGCUAAUGACGUUGGGAAUGCAAUAGCUCCACUGACAGCGUUGAUAUCAAUUUAUAGUAAUAUGGAUGUUCGACAACGAAGUGAAACACCGAUCUAUGUUUUACUGUAUGGUGUACUUGCGAUCUGUGUUGGACUUGUGGUACUUGGCCAUCGAGUGAUACGAACUAUUGGUACUGAUAUGUCUACAAUCAAUGCUGCCAGUGGUUUUACAAUUGAAUUUGGUGCAGCUGUAACUUCACUAACGGCCAGUAAACUUGGCCUACCAAUUAGUACGACGCAUUCAUUGGUGGGGAGUGUAGUAUUUGUGGGAAUGGUCCGUGCCAAGAAAGGUGUUCAGUGGUCAAUAUUCCGAAAUAUUGCCUUGUCAUGGAUUUUAACAUUACCCAUUUCAGGCCUUAUGGCAAUGGGUUUGAUGUUAAUCCUGAAAUUUUCACUCUGA